Molecule: messenger RNA, 1948 nt
Organism: Musca domestica (house fly)
Lineage: Eukaryota; Metazoa; Arthropoda; Insecta; Diptera; Muscidae
Product: PAT complex subunit CCDC47
Exons: 4
Coding region: 310-1728 (472 amino acids)
Biological process (GO): endoplasmic reticulum calcium ion homeostasis
Cellular component (GO): endoplasmic reticulum
Molecular function (GO): calcium ion binding
Source: RefSeq, a predicted model, not a curated record
ACCUUGGCAACUCUGCAACAACCCCGAAGAGAAAAUAGUAUUUUUUUAUUUAAUUAAAAAUGUGUGACGUGCUCGGUUAGAUUGCUUAAAUUGUUGAUAAAAACCUCCGCGGAAGAUCGUUAAUUAGUGAUAAGAUAAAUCUGUAUGUUACCAUAAGGGUAAUAUUACAAAAAACGUCGUGACAAAAUCCACAAGCAAUUGACCCACAUAUAUAUCCAAAACAUACAAAUUGAGGUUAUGUUGAUGGAAAAUUAAGAAAGUAUAUUACUUUUCUUCUGUUGUUGAAUAUAUACAUAAAUUAAAAACAUAAUGAAAUUAAUGCAAAUUGCAUUAAUACUAUGUUGUGCUGUAGCAACAUAUAAUUUUGCUGUCGUUGCGGCCGCUUCGUCAUUCGAAGAUAAUGACUUUGCAGAAUUUGAAGAUUUCGACAGUGAUGAUGAUUUUGUAGAGGUUCCAGUUACCGUGGGAGGUGGAGCACCUGCCGCUUCGAAAGAAGUGCCAGUCAAAGAAAAGGAACCAGUGGUCAAAGCAGCACAAAUCCAAGACGACGAGGAAGAUGGCAUUGUCGAGGAUGAAGAUGAAUUCUUCAAAGACGACGAAGAGUUUGAAGGUUUCGAUGCGGGUGAGAUCAAAGAGGAAACUGGCAAGAAACCAGCCGAACCCAAAUUGACCGUGGCCAAAAUCCCCAUGCAUUUCAGAACCCAUUGGGAUUCCUAUUGGAUGGAAAUGCUAAUGCUGGCCGGUCUCAUGGUCUAUUUCACCAAUUUCUUUGCUGGCAAAGCCAAAAAUGCCAAGCUGGCUCAAUUGUGGUUGACCACACACAAGGGUCUGCUGGAUGACAAUUUUGUUUUGGUUGGCGAUGACGGCAAGGUGGAAAAUGAGAAUCCUGGUCUCAUGAAAGAGAGUGAAAGUCUAUACACUCUUUGGUGUUCGGGUCGCACCUGCUGUGAGGGCAUGUUGGUCGAACUGAAAAUGAUAAAACGCCAAGAUUUGGUGUCACUUAUUGCUGGCCUGAUGCGGCCCCAACAAGAUCAAGUCCAUAUCAAAGUUGAUUUAACACGCGGCGUAAUGGAUCCAUUUGUAUUCUGUGUUGGCACAAAGAAAACAAUAACCAAGGCCUUUAAAGAAUAUGCCGAUUUGAGCAAAUAUUGUACUCUAGUCAGUAAGCCAGAGACACGCUACAAUGUGCCAGCUGGUUUUAGUGUAUUAUCGGAAAUUCCCGAAGCCACAUCUGCCAUAUUGGAGAACCGUAUUAUCACGGCUCUCAGUAGAUACCAACAAUAUAUAGAUUAUAUUCAUAUCUCGGAUCAGUACAGUGGUCCCGUACAAGUCGAAGAUGCCAAUAAUUUGAAACAACCUGAAACUAAACCAGUACUUAUGGCUGGAUUUAACUUACCCAAAAAUGGUGAUAUGGAGGCUGUUAAACCAUUGUUGAUACUCAUAUUUUAUUUAAUGGAACGUCUUAAGGGUUAUCGUCUAUCGAAGGAGGGUCAACAAAAAGCCGAAAAGAAUCGUAGCCGUGUCGAAGAAGAAUUCCUAAAAAGCACCCAUGCUGCACGCGCCGAAGCCGCUGCCCAGCGCCGUGAAGACAAACGCAAGGCUGAAAAAGAACGUAUUAUGGCCGAGGAUGAUCCCGAAAAGCAACGCCGCUGGGAAGCCAAGGAACAAAAACGCCAGGCCAAAAAGAAGGCACCCAAAAUGAAACGUUUGGCUGUCAAAUCACUUUAAUUGUGAUUGAUUUCUUCAAAAACGAAACGAACUUUUUCCCAAGCCAAUUUUAUUCAUUUAUCAUAAAAUUAAUCGUAUACAAUUUGUCGGAUUAGUUUCAUUGUAGCUUUAUUGGAAAAAAUGGGCCGAUAUUUAAAUAUUUUAAAACGCAUUAACUUAUUUCAUUAAUAGGGGAUGUCAUACAUUUUUUUGGCCAAUUAAUAAAUGUGUAUUUAAUUUA